UAUUUUUUUUAUUUUAAACAGGUAUUUCGAGGCAUUGCUCAUUGUUGCUGGAGAUUACAGUCUAGUCAAGCUGCUGAAGCAUCACAUCAAAUUAAAUCUGGUGGAACUGGCUUUAGUUUUGAGCUCAGUGAUGAACAGAAAGAGUUUCAAGCUACUGCUCGUAAAUUUGCUAGAGAGGAAAUCAUACCUGUUGCUGCACAGUAUGACAGAUCUGGAGAGUAUCCUGUUCCCCUUAUAAAACGGGCAUGGGAACUUGGUCUGAUGAAUUCACACAUACCAGAAAGUUGUGGUGGACUUGGCCUUGGCUCUUUUGAAGCUUGCCUUAUUACAGAAGAAUUAGCUUAUGGAUGUACAGGGGUCCAAACCGCUAUUGAAGCAAAUUCCUUGGGACAAAUGCCAGUCAUCAUUGCAGGAAAUGAACAACAGCAGAAGAAAUAUUUGGGGAGAAUGACAGAGGAACCAUUGAUGUGUGCCUACUGCGUAACAGAACCUGGAGCAGGCUCUGAUGUGGCUGGUAUAAAAACGAGAGCUGAGAAGAAAGGAGAUGAAUAUAUCAUUAAUGGUCAAAAGAUGUGGAUCACCAAUGGUGGCAAAGCUAACUGGUAUUUUUUAUUAGCUCGUUCCAAUCCUGACCCAAAAGCCCCUGCAGGCAAAGCCUUUACUGGAUUUAUUGUGGAAGCAGACAGCCCUGGAAUUCAUAUCGGAAGAAAGGAAAUUAAUAUGGGUCAGCGCUGCUCAGAUACAAGAGGUAUUGUCUUUGAGGAUGUGAGAGUACCCAAAGAAAAUGUUCUCAGUGCUGAGGGAGUUGGCUUUAAAAUUGCUAUGGGAGCUUUUGAUAAAACCAGACCACCAGUAGCAGCAGGUGCUGUUGGGCUAGCACAGAGAGCAUUGGAUGAAGCUACUAGGUAUGCUUUGGAGAGAAAAACCUUUGGAAGACCAAUUGUAGAACACCAAGCCGUGUCCUUCAUGCUGGCUGAAAUGGCAAUGAAAGUGGAACUAGCUAGACUGGCCUACCAAAGGGCUGCUUGGGAGGUUGAUGUUGGUCGCAGAAAUACAUACUUUGCAUCCAUCGCAAAGGCAUUUGCCGGUGACAUUGCAAACCAACUAGCUUCAGAUGCAGUCCAGAUUUUUGGAGGAAAUGGGUUUAAUACUGAAUAUCCUGUAGAAAAACUAAUGAGAGAUGCCAAAAUCUAUCAGAUCUAUGAAGGAACAGCUCAGAUCCAAAGGCUGAUCAUAGCACGCGAACAUGUUGGCAAGUUUAAAAGUUAAGGAAAUUUCUAAAAAUGAUAUCAAGCAUUGAUGUUGGCAGUCAAUGACCUUAUAAAGAAAAAGAAGGCUGUAAUCUUUUUUCUUAAAUGCAGUUUAAAAAACUAUAUUCACACACUUCUGUAUUAUGUCUUUCAUAAACACUACGUUUAUGCUUUUUCUCCUCUGUCCAAAUACAAAUUUGAUAUUUUCUAAAACAUAUCGUUGGACUCCAAUAUGGUAUUGAGUUGUUUUUUUAAUAGUACAUUUUUCUCUUCAAAGAUCUUCAGCAUCAAAAUAAAACUGGUCAAUCAUUUUAACUUUUAAGCAUGUAAAUGUCAUAAAACCUCAGGGAUUGCCUUAUUGUUUGUGAUGAUAUGAUCCAUAUCAAGACAAAUAUGCCGAAAACUUUCUUGGAUACUAGUAAUCUUUCUAACUUUAUAAGAGUCCAAACUUAUCCACAUUGGAAUACAUUGUAGUCUCAUCAUUGAAUUCAAAAGGAGCAGAUCUGGGUCCUAAGCAAAGACAAAAUAUCAAAGCCUUUAAUAAAAAAGCUAUUACUCUGUUUCCUUAGCAUGGUCUGCUGCAUAUUUUAUGAGGACUGGAAAUUGUCUCUACAUGUAUGAACAAAAUCUAUAUUUGUAUACAACAUAGCAUAACAUGAAAUUUGGUUUAAUUGUGUAUUGCGUUUAAUCUUAUUAACCUGAAAUCAAAACUACCAUACUGUGUACAUUUUUAAAAGAAAAUACCCAUUUUCUUCUCCCUCUCCUUCCUGAAAUAAAACUAUGGACAAGUGCUGUGAACAA
Messenger RNA from Pelodiscus sinensis (Chinese soft-shelled turtle), 2051 nucleotides. The record is from RefSeq and is a predicted model, not a curated record. Lineage: Eukaryota; Metazoa; Chordata; Testudines; Trionychidae.